GAAGCGGCUCAGAGCGUCAUUUUCGUCUCGCUUGCUAAACGAGCAAGUUCGCAUCACUUUUUUCGCGUCUCUCGCCAUCUUGGUCGCGUAGCGUAGUACUUUUCCUUUUGGAAACCGCUCUGUUAAAAUCAUGUCUCACGGUCGCAACGAGUGCCGAAUCUACGUCGGAAAUCUCCCCCCGGAUAUACGCACCAAGGACAUCCAGGAUCUGUUCCACAAAUUCGGCAAAGUAACGUUUGUUGACUUGAAAAACCGCCGCGGGCCGCCAUUUGCUUUUGUGGAAUUUGAGGAUGCUCGUGAUGCUGACGAUGCCGUAAAGGCUCGCGAUGGCUACGAUUACGACGGAUACCGGCUGCGAGUGGAAUUCCCCCGCGGAGGAGGUCCCGGAAGAUACAGCAGCAGCAGUAGAGGCGGCAAUAGUGACCGUGGGGGUGGCGCUCGGGAUCGAGGAAAUCGCGGUCCUCCCGCCCGGCGCUCCCAGUUUCGGGUCAUGGUUACCGGGUUGCCUGCUUCCGGUUCGUGGCAGGACUUGAAGGAUCACAUGCGAGAGGCAGGUGAUGUCUGUUUUGCCGAUGUAUACAAAGAUGGAACCGGUGUCGUGGAGUUCCUGCGCCAUGAAGAUAUGAAAUAUGCCAUCAAAAAGCUGGACGAUUCGCGGUUCCGGUCACAUGAGGGAGAGGUGGCCUACAUCAGAGUGCGCGAAGAUUCUACCAAUAAUGACGAUAGAAGGGGAGGAGAAUAUCGCGACCGAUCGUAUUCACCGCGCAGACGUCGUGGAACACCCACCUACUCACCGGUACAGCGCAGCUUUUCGCGAUCGCGUUCCCGCUCUUUCAACUACUAGGAAUCUGUUAUGCCGAAACAGAACCUGGACGGAUCCUUACCUGUGGAUUCCAAGUAAUUUCAUUGACCUUUACCUUUUGUUUUCAAAACUCUUGCGCAUCAUUGCGCUUUCUUUCAAACUUUUUUCCGCAAGAUCCUACAGACGUAAUCUACCAGAGCUGUUGUGUUUGCACAAAUGCAAACGCAGUAAUCAUAUUGUAAAUGUAGGAGUAUUUUAAUCAUUUUAAGUACAUUCCUUGAGAAGGUAAACCUUUUCGUGACAGGGAAAAUAAUUGACAAAAGAUCAAUCAUUUUAGUCGUAAAAUUUACAAAAAUACUGUAUGAAAACCAGCAUAUGUAAAUGAAAAACAAGUGCUUGAACAAUCUUUAACGGAAUGUUAAUUGAACCAUAUAAGCUUUAUUUUCAUCAAUCAGACAAAGAGUAUAUUUCAACAAAUCAAGAAAAUGUCAAAUGAAUAUUAGUUUGAAAGGUAUAAAUAAUUUCUAAGUUCUCGUCUCUUCUUCUAGCCUGUGAAAUGCGACAUGAAGAUCUCUAUCAAACAUGGAUGGUUAACAUUUAUCAUGAUUAUUUUCACAAACAAUUUCACACGAUGUCAAAAACAUACAGAUUCUAAAGCCUGUUUCUUUUUCCUCCGAACAGGACAAACAGGAUUCUUUCCUUGCUUGUACUGUUGUACCAAGGAUCUAUCUCGCGGUUACGGAAAGUGACUCGAUGGUAUUGUCUCCUGCUAGGACUUGAACACAGGAUCCCAGGAUUUUGACUCGAUGGUAUUGUCUCCUGCUAAGACUUAAGCAAAGGAUCUCUGGAUUUUUUCGAAGGACAUUUAUAUCCUGGGCGGAUUCCCUUUAGCUCAUUCAAUUUAAUACGCACCUUGAUUGGACUGAACAAGCUGAUAAAGGAUUAGGAUUCAUGACUUGCGGGAAAUGGAAAUUGAAACGCUUCGGCGCCGUCUCACUGCAAGGAUCAAAAUCAGGGAUUACAGAACAUAUGACGACAGGAAUCUUCGAACCUUUCUGGAUUGUUACGUAUUGGAAAGCAAUUGCAUAUUUAGUCUUUGAUGCUAGGCUUUCUUUUUAACACUUUGCUUUAUAAAACAUUAAACGAUUUGUUGUUGAAGUUGUAUGAAUACGGCGUGUGUAGACACAAAAUUACAAACGAUAAAUGCGGUAUUGUUUGAACCACAUGGAGUACAAUUUCCGAGAAGGAUAUUUUUUAACAUUAUCACAUGGAUGCAUAGGAAGGAUAACACGAGGCUAUCGCCAGUCGCAUUCACUUUUGGAAAGGAUGUUUGGAUAAACUUGCGAAUGGAGGUUUCAAGACAUGGAGUGCAACGAUGGAUCUCUUGUGGAAAAGGAUAUUUAAACCUUAAACGCCAAGUUUGUGAUUUUCUUGUAGCGCAAGUCGUGAUUUAUUACAACAAUACUGAACAACACUUCGUUUGAUUAUUUUGGAUUGUACGGGCUACAAAUGCUCCGCUUUUUCACAAUUAAAUCAGUCACCCAAAAGUUUGCAUGAAAAUGCCCCAUAGCAAAUGGAGGAAAUGUGGAUUUGGACAAGGAUGGAGUUUGGAUGACGCAAAAGAAUGGAAGGAAAGGACUCCGAGGGAUAUGAUUUGAUUGAUGUCAGUAGUAGUAUGGAAUCGGAAGCCCUGCACAUCGUUUCGCUUGACUCGUUAGGAUUCAGGAUUAAUGGACACCGUGGGAACAGGAGAUCUUCUGUCUUUUCAAGGCUAUUUGUUGAAACUGCACCCCACAAAUUGCGCUCACAUCUUAGUUGUUUGGAACGGUCACAAAACGAUCAGGAAAAAACGGUGUGUAUUACCCAAUACUUAACCAUUUUCACUUUUUACAGUCGGUGACUAGAUACAUAUUAAUAUCCUCUAGAAUGUUUAUUUCAAUCUAACUUCAAUUAUUUUGUGUCGGCUUUGAUUUUUAACGUUUAAAGUUCAUCUCAUAAUUCAAAUUUUGUUCUUUUGGACAAUUUAUUUUUUCCCCUUAUUGCACUUACAUCACGCACUACUGUAAAAUGCGGAUUCGCUUUCAUGUUUCUAAUAGUACAGAAUGCAUGUGGAUUUAAUCAAAUUACUGUUUUGAUCAUGUGAAAGUGCAAAGAUAUCAGGACUUGAGCAAGUUGAAAAUAAAAACGAUGACAAAAUAAGUGCUUUGCAAAAAAUGUGGCGAAACAAGCAACAGAAUGCAGCUGUAUAUGGUUUAAGUGCGGUAGUGCAGUUUUCGAAACGCGAAAUUGACGGGAUUGGCCAGGCACUUCAACAUUGCAUCUUUACCUACAGUAAGUAAGUGUGACGUGACGGCAAGUGUGAGCCUAAUCAAACGAAUGUUUCACAUGCGCAAUAAAUACAAAAAAUAAUAUAC
This is a messenger RNA of Aedes aegypti (yellow fever mosquito), 3216 nucleotides long. RefSeq names its product serine/arginine-rich splicing factor 1A (gene SF2). The record is from RefSeq and is a predicted model, not a curated record. Gene Ontology annotation, cellular component: ribonucleoprotein complex; cytoplasm; nucleus. The transcript is spliced from 4 exons. NCBI's taxonomy places the organism in Eukaryota, Metazoa, Arthropoda, Insecta, Diptera, Culicidae. Bases 131 to 844 code for a protein of 237 amino acids. Gene Ontology annotation, molecular function: mRNA binding.